GUGAGGAGAGUGAUGUCAUCAUGUUCGAUGCGUUCAAGUGGAAUGUGCCACCGGUAGCGAUCAGCGUGGAUUUUGGACACACUCACACCCGGCUUUCUCUUCAACAUUUCCAACUUCAUGAAAUCUACUUGAAUCCGAUUCUGUGUUAUAGUACUGCACAAUUAUUAUUUUUUUCGCAAUAACUCAGAGGCUUCUCUGAGACAGUGUACGCUAAACGAACCAAGAAAACGACACAUAGCAUGCUGCGUGCGCUACUUUUCUUUCAUCCAUAGGCUACAUUUGCUUCAGAAGUUUUCUCCCCAAAUGUAAGCGACGGCGAAGGUGUUUUUGUACGUUUCUUUGGUUGUUCAUGCACUUUUACUUUUUGUACUAUUUAGUAUUUUUUCUACAAAACAGACCAACAGUUCCAUGGACGAUAUUUGAGAAAAGCGGAUGGUCUCCAUUACGGAAUACAAUUGGCAACUGAAUGAAUUGAGGCCAAACACAGAAAGGAAACAGUUGAUUCCGCACUACGAACUGAAAUCAUUCGGAUUCUUUGUCGCUAUUCACGUGGUUCCGUCUACAGGAAGUGAUCUGGUCUGGUGGUGGUGUCGUCAGGUGGUGGUGUAGUCGGGUGCGGUGUGGUCCAGGGUGUAUAGCUGCUGCUGCUUCUCUUUCUCCGCCUGACGCCCUCUGCCCGCUGCUGGCCCUGCCCAUGGCACAUACUGCUCUCCUGUGAAUCUCAUCCAGCAAGCUGGACACCGCAGCUUCGGACCACAACACCUCUGCCUCCACCUCCGCCCCUCCCCACAGGGAACCCUCCAAUCCACAGCCAGACUACCCCAGCGUGCACGGCCCCCGCGAAGAGCAGUAUGUGAGUGAGGUCGCGCCCCCCGAUGACGUCACCACCGUCUACAGAGAUGCCGGGACCAUCACUGAUGUGUGUAACAGUACUGAUCUUCCAGAGGUGGAGAUCAUCAGUCUGCUGGAGGAGCAGCUGCCCCACUACAAGCUGAGAGCAGACACCAUCUACGGGUAUGAGCACGACGACUGGCUCCACACCCCUCUCCUCUCCCCCGACACCAACCUGGACCUCACCGUGGAGCAGAUUGAGGAGACUCUGAAGUAUUUCCUUCUAUGUGCUGAAAGAGUGGGCCAGAUGACUAAGACGUACAGUGACAUAGAUGCUGUUACUCGUCUGCUUGAAGAGAAAGAACGGGACUUGGAGCUCGCCGCCCGCAUCGGCCAGUCACUGCUGAAGAAGAACAAAACCCUCAGUGAGAGAAAUGAAUUCCUGGAGGAGCAAGUGGAGCACAUUCGAGAGGAGGUUUCUCAGCUGCGCCAUGAUCUGUCUAUGAAAGAUGAGCUUCUCCAGUUCUACACUAGUGCAGCAGAGGAGAGUGAAGGAGAUUCGUCCACCUGUACCCCCAUCCGCCACAAUGACUCCACACUGUCGGUGCCAAGAUACUUCCCCCUGGACUCACUGCAGAAGAAACUCAAAGACCUGGAGGCAGAGAACAUCUCUCUCAGAUCAGAGGCCAGUCACCUGGAGACGGAGACAGAGGAGUACGAGGAGAAGGAGCAGCAGCUGGUCAACGACGUCGUCAAAGAGCUGAGAGAUGCCAACCACCAGAUGUCCACCCUGGCGGAGGAGCUGGCGAGGAAGACGGACGACGGGUCUCGCCAGCAGGAGGAGAUCACACACCUCCUGUCCCAGAUCGUAGACCUGCAGAAGAAGUCCAAGUCUUAUACAGUGGAAAACCAAGAGCUCACCCAGCAUCUAGGGGCUGCCAAAGAUGCCCAGCGCCAGCUCACUGCUGAGCUGAGGGAGUUGGAGGAUAAGUAUGCAGAGUGUAUGGAGAUGCUCCAUGAGGCCCAGGAAGAGCUGAAGAACCUCCGGAAUAAAUCACUACCUCUCAGUACACCCCGACGCUUCCACUCCCUGGGCCUGUUCCCUAUGGUGUCAGAUGUUAACAGCAUUGUUUAUGCCGAGGGGGACUCUCUAGCUGCUGAGAUUGAGGGCACCAUGAGGAAGGGGCUGGCUAUGGAUGACCCGGAAGUGGAAGAGCAGAAGUUGCACCCCAAGCGUGUGUUUGAGACUGUGAAAAACGUUAACCUGAUGCGUCAGCGCUCCUCUCUGGCCCCGUCUCCCAUGAACAUCCCCGGCUCCAACCGGUCGUCCUGUCUGAACUCUGGCCGCUCCAGCUGCCUGUCCACGCCCCGCUCCAGCCUGUACGGAGGAGAUAUGGGGAGCAUCCUCAUAGACAACCACACCAACAGCUUCAUACUGGAGACGCCUGACCACAGUACGGAUGACUCCAACAAGAAACCAGGGACCCCUGGAACGCCGGGCUCUCAGGAUCUGGAAGCAGCCCUGCGACGUCUCUCCCUGCGGCGGGACAACUACCUGAGCGAGCGGCGGUUCUUCGAGGAGGAGAGGGAUCGGAAGCUCCAGGGGCUGGUGGAGAAGGGAGAGGUGGACAACGGCAGUAUGACCCCCACAGAGAGCAUCAUGUCCCUGGGAGGAACCCACCUCUCUUCCAUCUGGUCUGGGUACUCCUUCAGCUCCCGCUCCUACCUGCCGGAGAAGCUGCAGAUCGUCAAGCCACUGGAAGGCUCGGCCACCCUGCACCAGUGGCAGCAGCUGGCUCAGCCCAACCUGGGUGGGAUCCUGGACACGCGGCCUGGUGUGGUCACUAAGGGCUUCCGUCCUCUGGAACUAGACCUGGAGCACAUGUACCUGUUCACUGACUUUGAGGAGGAGGACUUUGAGGUAGUGGAGGAGUCUGACCACCUGUCUGUCUCAGGCUCUACCCCCGGCUGUAGUGGCAUCUCCAUCCUCAGCCGGCAGGGCCUCCGUACCCGCUCCUCCUCCUGCUCCUCCUCCUGCAGCGGCAGAUCCAUCAACAACAACCUUCCAGAGGGAGAAGCCAGGGAAGAGGGCAAGACAGGCCCAGGCAGCACAUCACUGUCGUCCCCUGCACCUCCAGACAGCGAGAACCAGGAGAACCAGGAUCAGGCUGCAGCCGCUGACGGGGUGUCCGCCCACUACCCUGGUAAAUGCAUGUCCAACACCAGCUCCACCUAUACCUUCACCACCUGUCGGAUCAUGCACCCCUCAGACGAGCUGACCAGAGUCACCCCCAGCCUUAUGUCGGGUCCUACUGCCUCCUGCGUCAUGACCAGCAGCAGCAGCGUCAGAUCUACCCCCUGCUCAACCCCUUGCACCCCGCGCCGCCUCAGCCUGGCAGCCGAGUCCUUCACCAACCUGAGAGACUCCACCAAGACCAUGAGCACUAGUGGAGGUCUGGUGCGGCUCCUCCAGGAGCGAGGCAUCUCUGCAGCAGUCUACAACCCUCAGAGCUGGGACCGGGCAGACUGUAGCACCUCCAUCCCAACUGGGGGGGUACCGUCGCUUCUACCGCCGCGGCCCCCUGACACCCUACCCUCCACGCCGCCCAACUCCCCAACCCACCGCUCCCUCUGUGCCAAACCCAGCAGCCCCGUGGGCCCCUUCGAACUCAGUCCCAGCGCCCCGCCCUAUGACAACUUCCUGGCAUCGAAGCCGGCCAGCUCCAUCCUGAAGGAGGUGAGGGCAGAGGCCCAGAGCAGUGAGUCAGCAGACAGGGAGUGUCAGACUGACGUCAGCGUCCACAAUCUGAAGCUGGUGGACAAGCUGAAGCGCUUCAGCGUGGUUGGGGCCGGCCCCUCUUUAUCAGGGGCCACGGGGCCCACCAUGCUGGGGCCCCUCAGCGGCCUCCACCGCCCUUCCCACUUCUGCCCUUCUGUGGUGACCAGUCCCAUAGGGGGCCUCGGCCCCGCUCUGAACACAGGCAUCCGCCGUAACCGCAGCUACCCGGCCGUGGUAGGAGCCGGCAUGGCUAUGAAGGGCCCGGGGCCCCACAGCCCCACAGACAUGCUCCUGGCUUCUUCCUCCAAACUCCCCAGACAGACUAGUCUCAAUGAUGGGUGAAUGAAUGUUGACUUUUCUCUUCUGUCUGUCACCUGUCAGAUGAGUUGGAUGUAUAUAUAUCUGCUGUAUGAGUCCCCGGUCUGUGACAAAUCAACUCUGUGCCUGAAAGAGAUGCCCUUUCUUUUUACAGUGCAUUUUGUAUCAAUGCUAAUUAUUUUGUCUUCCUUUCUUUCUUUCUCUAUUCUGUCUCUCUCUCCUCUCCUCUCUUUCUCUCUCUUCUCUCCUGUCCUCUCUUUCUCUCUCUUCUCUCCUCUCCUCUCUUUCUCUAUUGUCUCU
Messenger RNA from Oncorhynchus mykiss (rainbow trout), 4228 nucleotides. NCBI's taxonomy places the organism in Eukaryota, Metazoa, Chordata, Actinopteri, Salmoniformes, Salmonidae. The record is from RefSeq and is a predicted model, not a curated record.